Molecule: messenger RNA, 2320 nt
Organism: Erinaceus europaeus (western European hedgehog)
Lineage: Eukaryota; Metazoa; Chordata; Mammalia; Eulipotyphla; Erinaceidae
Gene: SLC27A2
Product: solute carrier family 27 member 2
Exons: 10
Coding region: 190-2052 (620 amino acids)
Biological process (GO): long-chain fatty acid import into cell; bile acid biosynthetic process; very long-chain fatty acid catabolic process
Cellular component (GO): endoplasmic reticulum; endoplasmic reticulum lumen; peroxisomal membrane
Molecular function (GO): long-chain fatty acid transmembrane transporter activity; phytanate-CoA ligase activity; pristanate-CoA ligase activity
Source: RefSeq, a predicted model, not a curated record
CGCGGGGAAGCGCAGCCAGGCGCCCCGCACUGCACCUACACCCGAGCCCGCGUUCGCAGCCUGCAGCCCAGACUCCGCACCGCGCAGUCCCGCCCGCCCGCCCUCUCGGCCCGCGCCAGCCCAGCCGCCGCGCUGCACGCCCGGAGUGCGCCCUCUGCCCUCGAGGGGACGGAGGGCCCGGCCGCCGUCAUGCUGCCGGCCAUCUACACGGUCCUGGCGGGGCUGCUGCUCCUGCCGCUGCUGGUGAACCUCUGCUGCCCUUACUUCUUCCCGGACAUGGGCUACUUCCUGCGGGUGGCCCGCUUGGCCAGGCGGGUGCGCAGCUACGGACAGCGGCGGCCAGUGCGCACGAUCCUGAGCGUGUUCCUGGAGAAGGUGCGCCAGGUGCCGCACAAGCCCUUCCUGCGCUUCCGCGACGAGACGCUCACCUACGCGCAGGUGGACAGGCGCAGCAACCAGGUGGCCCGGGCGCUGCGCGACCACCUGGGCCUGCGCCAGGGAGACUGCGUGGCCAUCUUCAUGGGCAAUGAGCCGGCCUACGUGUGGCUGUGGCUGGGGCUGGCCAAGCUGGGCUGUGCCAUGGCGUGCCUCAACUACAACAUCCGCGCGAAGUCCCUGUUGCACUGUUUCCAGUGCUCAGGGGCGAAGGUGCUGCUGGCCUCACCAGAUCUACAAGCAGCAGUUGAAGAGGUGCUGCCAAGCCUGAAAACAGAUGAUGUGUCCAUCUAUUAUGUGAGCAGAACUUCCAACACAGAAGGAGUUGGCUCUUUCCUGGACAAAGUGGAUGAAAUGUCCAGUGAACCCAUCCCAGCGUCGUGGCGGUCUGAAGUCACUUUCUCCACUCCUGCUUUAUACAUUUAUACCUCAGGGACGACAGGUCUUCCAAAAGCUGCAAUGAUCAAUCAUCAACGCAUAUGGUAUGGAACUGGCGCUGCUCUUUCAAGUGGGAUUAAGAAAGAUGACGUCAUCUAUACCACUCUACCCCUGUACCAUAGCGCAGCACUUUUGCUUGGUCUACACGGCUGUAUCGCAGUUGGUGCUACUCUUGUUUUGAGGAACAAAUUUUCGGCCAGCCAGUUUUGGGAUGACUGCAGGAAAUAUAACGUCACUGUCAUUCAGUAUAUUGGUGAACUGCUUCGCUAUCUAUGCACCUUACCCCAGAAAUCAAAUGACCACGAUCACAAAGUGAGGAUGGCGGUAGGAAAUGGCCUGCGUGGUGAUGUGUGGAGAGAAUUCAUCAAGAAAUAUGGAGACAUUCACAUCUUUGAGUUCUAUGCCUCCACGGAAGGCAAUAUUGGCUUUUUGAAUUAUACAAGAAAAAUUGGUGCUAUUGGGAGAGUGAACUACCUACAAAGAAAAGUGGUAAGUUAUGAGCUGAUUAAAUAUGAUGUGGAGAAAGAUGAACCUGUUCGCGAUGGAAAUGGAUAUUGCAUCAAAGUUCCCAAAGGUGAAGUGGGUCUCUUGAUCUGCAGAAUCACACAGCUUACCCCAUUUAGUGGCUACGCUGGAGGAAAGACUCAGACAGAGAAGAAAAAACUGAGAGAUGUCUUUAAGAAAGGAGACCUCUAUUUCAACAGUGGAGAUCUCUUAAUGAUCGACCACGACAAUUUCAUCUACUUCCACGACAGAGUAGGAGAUACCUUCCGAUGGAAAGGAGAAAAUGUGGCCACCACUGAAGUCGCUGACAUAGUAGGACUGGUCGACUUUGUCCAAGAAGUGAAUGUGUAUGGAGUGCCAGUGCCAGGUCAUGAGGGCCGUAUUGGCAUGGCCUCCAUCAAGAUGAAGGACGACCAUGAAUUCAACGGCAAGAAGCUCUUUCAACAUGUUGUCGACUACCUGCCCAGCUAUGCCAGGCCCCGCUUCCUAAGAAUACAGGAUUUCAUCGAGAUCACUGGGACUUUUAAGCACCGCAAAGUGACGCUAGUGGAGGAGGGCUUUAACCCCGCAGUCAUCAAAGAUACCUUGUACUUCCUGGAUGACAAAGCAGGAAUGUAUGUGCCUAUGACUGAGGACAUUUACAAAGCCAUAUGUGACAAUUCUCUGAAACUCUGAACAUUCCCAGGAGGAUAGUUGUUCUGUUUCCAUUCACCUGAUGUAAGCCAACUUUAGUUUGGUUGAAGAUGGUGAGGUGCAAUUUUGUACACAUACCAGUAAGGGGAGACUUUUUAAAAAAUUACAUCUGAACCUUUAACAAGUCAAAAGAUUUAGAGGGGAUUUUUUUUUUCAGUUUGCAACUACUGUUUAUAUUUCAAAUCAAGCUUAUUGGGGAUGGGGGUUGUUAUUUUUUUUAAUAUAUAAUAAAAAUAGAUGAACACCAAUA